This is a messenger RNA of Chaetomium fimeti, 3968 nucleotides long. Its product is annotated as P-loop containing nucleoside triphosphate hydrolase protein. The transcript is spliced from 5 exons. NCBI's taxonomy places the organism in Eukaryota, Fungi, Ascomycota, Sordariomycetes, Sordariales, Chaetomiaceae. Bases 1 to 3492 code for a protein of 1163 amino acids. Gene Ontology annotation, biological process: regulatory ncRNA-mediated heterochromatin formation. The record is from RefSeq and is a predicted model, not a curated record. Gene Ontology annotation, molecular function: helicase activity. Gene Ontology annotation, cellular component: nuclear RNA-directed RNA polymerase complex.
AUGGAUACAAUCGGCACCAACGCGGACACUCAGUCCGCAAUAGACAUUGUUCAAAGCCAUGUCUUCUUUAGCCCUCAUGGCAGUGGCUGGCUGUCCAAGCCCGAGCUACCCACCGCCGCCGAGAUCCUUGCCGCAAAUUCCGACAUUGACCAGCUUCCGGAAAACCCCGUUGAUGUCCCUUGGGAGUCCAAACAUGACUACCUCACCGCUCAGUAUGAGAUCCUCCGCCAGGAGGCCAUUGAAGGGCUCCGCUUCUCUGUGAGAAGCUUCGCCGAUAAUCGGCGCAAGGCCUCCGCGAUGGACGACGACUUCACCAACAUUUACACUCAGGUGCGGAUCAAGGAAUACGUCAUGUCGACCAUCGGUCCUCUCGCCCGAGUCUCCUUUUCCACUGAGCGGUCCAAGUACCGCAUCCAAUGGAAGCAGUCGAAGCGACUCCAGCCCGGGAAGAUCGUGGCUCUCUCUCCCAAGGGGGAUAAUUUCAAGAACAUUUGCAAGAUUGCGACCAUUGCUCAGCGCCCCUACCGCGACGGUCUCGACCAAGAUCCUCCCCUCGUGGACCUCAUCUGGGCGAACCCGGAGGACGCUGUCCUCGACCCAAGCCUCGAGAUGGUCAUGAUUGAGUCGUUAAAUGGUUAUUUUGAGUCGGCUCGUCAUUCGUUGGUCGGCUUGCAACAUGCCGCGAGGACUGACUCCGCUUUGGACAAGUACUUGACCGGGGCUCAUGUGAAAGACACCUUUCCAGAAUUUCUCAUGGACCACCCGGUUGCAGAUCUCUCUUCGCUUGCUAGUAGAGCCGCCGCCGCAGAGGACCCCGUGGCGGUCGCAGAACUCAAGACACACGACAUCGUCAACAACGAGCUCCCAGAUUUGAAGGAUCUCACCAACCUCGAUUCGUCCCAGCUCCUUGGUCUGCAUCGGAUCAUUUCCAAGGAACUCGCCAUUGUCCAAGGCCCACCGGGUACCGGUAAAACGUUCACGUCCGUUGAAGCACUCAAGGUCCUGAUCGCCAAUCGACGUAAGCGCCGCGGCCCUCCGAUCCUAGUGGCCGCCCAGACAAACCAUGCCUUGGAUCAGAUUCUCGUGCACUGUGUCGAAUCAGGUGCGAAUAUUCUUCGGAUGGGAGGAAGAACGCAGAACGAAACCAUCAAGCCCUGCACCCUGUAUGAGCGGCGCCAGAAGUGCGGCAAGGGCCAGAUUUCCGCGGACAACAAGUGCGGUCCCAUCGACCACCAGCGCCGAGUAAACGCCAUGAAGAUCCAGGAACUCGUCGAUCACCUCUUCAGUGACCGACUCUUGGACCCCCAAUCUCUGCUGGACUUCGGCAUCAUCUCAAAGGAGCAGUACGAGUCUCUUUGCGACGAGUCCAUGGAAACCCAUGAGGCUAUUAACGUCCACGGUCCCUUUGCGCUUUGGCUGGGUGACAACCUCAUUCCUGCCAAGAUUCGAGAGGACCGCCAUCCCACACAACUCGAGAUAAAUGAGGCCGAGGCCCGCAAGAACCUCCCCGAGUUCGAGGUUGAGGACGACGAGGAUAUCGAGAACAUCGCCGACGACGAAGAAGAUGCGUAUCGCUUCCGGGGGCAGGUCAUCCCACUGAGGCACGUCUGGUCGGGCAAGGACCCUGCAAACUUGACAUCUUGGGCUCGUGCCGUCGCUCGUGCCCUUCAGACCCAGGACCUCUUCGCCAUCGACCGUGACUUGCGCGGUGCUGUUUAUCAGUACUUCCAGGCCAGAUUGCUGGAUGCAAUGGCCCCAAAGUUCGCCGCAUUGCUCGCCGAGAACGUCAAUCUUUGCAAGAAGCGCAAGGCGUUCAAGUUUCUUGGGAACACUCAGGUUGUCAACAAGCUGCGGAUCGACAUCGUCGGCUGUACCACCACGGGCCUAACAAAGUACCGCGGCUGCCUUGCAGCAAUGAAUCCACAGUCGCUCCUCAUCGAAGAGGCAGCGGAAACCCGCGAAGCCAACAUCGUAUCCGCUUUGUACCCUUCUAUCCAGCAGCUCAUCCUGGUGGGUGACCACAAGCAGCUCGCGCCCAAGUGCGACAUUCAGCGGCUGGGCGACUCACCUUACAACCUCAAUGUCUCGCUAUUCCAGAGAAUGGUCAACUUGAACAUGCCGUUCGUCAUGCUGAAACAGCAGCGUCGCAUGAAGCCAGAGCUUCGCCAAAUCCUGAAGCCGUUUUACCCCGAGCUCUUCGACCAUCCCUCCGUCGCAUCGAUUAACAACCGCCCUAACGUUCUCGGAAUGGGAGGUCGUAACUCUUGGCUCUUUGACCACGAAUGGCCCGAGGACAUGAACUCGGACUUCAGCAAAUUCAACGAGCAAGAGGCCGAGAUGAUCGCGAACUUCUUUGCCUACCUCGUGGCCAACGGUACCCCUUCGGGGACAAUCACGAUACUCACCUUCUACAAGGGCCAGAGAAAGGUGCUGCUAAGGAAGCUGAAACGCCACCCCUCUCUCAUGGACCAGACAUUCAACGUAUGCACCGUGGACUCGUACCAGGGCGAGGAAAACGACAUUAUCCUCCUGUCGCUUGUUCGUAGUCCUCAACUCAACCGCUCUUACGCGGUGGGCUUUCUGGAGGAUGAACGCCGCGCAGUCGUCGCCAUCAGCCGUGCGCGCCGAGGCUUUUACGUGUUUGGCAAUGUCAGCAACGUCCUCAAUGCCCGCCGGGCUUCAUACGACCUCUGGUUCAAGAUCUGCUCUGGGUUUGCCGAACAAGGGCGCCUUGACCCCGGGCAUGGCCUUCCUAUUGUUUGCCAGGUUCACCACAAAAAGACUUGGAUAAAGGAGGUUGAGGACUGGGCCGACAACGCUGGGGGUUGUGAUCAGCCCUGUGAGAAGACGAGAGAUUGCGGCCAUCAAUGCACUCUCAAGUGCCACGCUCUACCCCACGAUAUCCUCCCUUGCAGUGAGCCGUGCCGCAAGAUACUCGAUUGCGGUCACGGAUGUCACAAGUCGUGUGGCCAGGAAUGCUUCUGUGACUGCAAGAAGUUCAAGGAGACCACGCAGACGCAGGCCGCUAAACAGCCCAUGUCGUUGAAGGAUAGGAUGCUGUGGAUGGGUGCCGAGAAUACAGAGAUGCUCAAGGCCUCCUUCAACAAUCUUGGUGUGUCGCGACAGCAAGCAGAGUCGGCGCCGACGCUACCUACGCCGGGGAAAGCAGGCUUCUCAAAGGAUAGGCGCAAGGGUAAACAAGCACAACGCGGGCAGAGUUCGGUCCCAGCAGCUGUUACCGCGGCGCAAUGGGGACAGUUCGUCGACAAUAUCGAGCAGCAUGAUGAGCAAUUGCUCCGGGAACGUCUCGCCACUGAGGAGGAGCAACAAGUUACAGAGUCGGUUAUCCAGGAGGUUUAUCAGCCUACCUCCCUGGCCAACGGCCAGCGCACUGGAGGGGGCAGCAGAACUACUCAGCGGGUCAAGUUGCCUUACAACAAGGUGGCCGGUUCUUCCGUCAACGACCAGUCUGAGCGUCCACCCAACCUCUAAGACGACGAUGGUUUCCUCCGGACAAUCAGGCGUUAGGAGGAGGGAUGGGGAGCCAGGUGUGGAGCGUAGCGUACAUUUGUUAGUUUAAUUUAACGAGCGUUGUUUUGUCACCAUUGCCGCGUCAAAUUUGUUGAUCAAGUCUUGUUUCUUUUAAGAUGUGUGUGCAGCCCAUUGUCGCGUGCCGGGGCGUCCAGACGUUUGCACCACACAGUAACGUCGAGCCUAAAAUUGUUACGAAGUGAAGCAAAUGAUCCGGAUCCCCCAUAGUCCCCGAUUCCACGAUAACUCCAACGCCAUCCCACGUGGGUAUUCUAAAAGCCAACCGCGUCACAGUUACCACCUAUCUUAUUCAUCAUCACUGCAGACCACACCACACCACCCGCAGAGCAUAUCAACGCCCAUCAACCCGUGACACAACUCAACUCUAGCAAAGCCCGCACCCCAUUCCACUCACCUCCACCUAUCCGUCCCCCCUA